AUCCGCUAACAGGCUGAGUUCGCUGGUGGCGCGCGCGCUGCUGUGUCCGCGCCGAGCCCUCGCCGCGCAGCUCUCCGCCUUGCCCGUGGCCACCCAGGAGAAAGCAAAGAGUCACCCCUUCAAAAUCAUCCCUGGUGUUUGUGAGACUUGCAGUGCUCCUAGGCUACAACAGAAAAUGACAGCUCUAAAGCAAGCUUAAUAUGGGAUUCUGUCCUUAACUGUUCCCAAUUUGAAAACCAUUAGAAGAUAUUCUGCCAUUCUGUUGGAUUACUUUGUAUACAGCUCAGCAUGUCAUUUUACCCUGGAUUUUAUAUGGUGGCCAUGAUUUAAUUCCCACUUCCUAUUUCUAUGUAUUAGUGAAGCAUUGGUGCUCUUAAGAGCUGCUUUUACUUGCCUGGAAACUGAUCUUGAAUCCGUUCUCAAAAGGACUAGACGUUACUAGCAAUGAGCUCCCAAAGCCAUCCAGAUGGGCUUUCUGGCAGAGACCAGCCAGUAGAGCUGUUGAAUCCACCUAGAGUGAACCACAUGCCUAGCUCUGUUGAUGUGACUACAGCACUGCCCUUGCAAGUUGCACCAACUUCAGUCCCAAUGGACCUCCGCUUGGACCACCAGUUUUCCAUGCCCGUGACGGAACCAACGCUCCGAGAGCAGCAGCUCCAGCAGGAGCUUCUGGCCCUCAAGCAGAAGCAGCAGAUCCAGAGGCAAAUUCUCAUAGCUGAGUUUCAGAGGCAACACGAGCAGCUCUCCCGGCAGCAUGAGGCUCAGCUGCAUGAGCACAUCAAACAGCAGCAGGAGAUGCUGGCAAUGAAGCAUCAGCAGGAACUCUUGGAGCACCAGAGGAAGCUGGAGCAACACCGGCAGGAGCAAGAACUGGAGAAGCAGCAUCGAGAGCAAAAGCUUCAGCAGCUAAAAAACAAAGAGAAAGGAAAAGAGAGUGCAGUGGCAAGCACAGAAGUAAAGAUGAAGUUGCAAGAAUUUGUCUUGAAUAAAAAGAAAGCUUUGGCACACCGGAAUCUCAACCAUUGUAUAUCCAGUGAUCCUCGCUUCUGGUAUGGGAAGACCCAACACAGUUCUCUGGACCAGAGUUCCCCACCCCAAAGCGGAGUAUCCGGCACCUACAACCACCCUGUCCUGGGCAUGUAUGAUUCCAAAGAUGACUUCCCUCUUAGAAAAACAGCAUCUGAACCCAAUCUGAAACUACGAUCCAGACUAAAGCAAAAAGUGGCCGAAAGACGGAGCAGCCCCCUCUUGCGUAGAAAAGAUGGUCCAGUGGUUACCGCUCUUAAGAAGCGUCCAUUGGAUGUCACAGACUCUGCAUGCAACAGUGCUCCUGGAUCUGGUCCCAGCUCUCCAAACAACAGCUCCAACAACAUAAGUGCUGAGAAUGGAAUUACAGGAUCGGUCACAAGUAUUCAAGCAGAGACCAGCCUGGCUCACAGACUGGUGAAUCGUGAAGGCUCCGUGACCCAGCUACCGCUCUACACGUCGCCAUCGUUGCCCAACAUCACGCUAGGGCUGCCUGCGACCGGCCCUUCCAGUGGAGGAUCAGCACAGCAGGACGCAGAGAGGCUUGCUCUCCCUGCCUUACAACAGCGGAUCUCUUUGUUCCCCGGCACCCACCUCACUCCCUACUUGAGCACUACAACGCUGGAAAGAGAUGGGGGAACUGCACAUAACCCCCUUCUGCAACACAUGGUCCUACUGGAACAGCCGACUGCACAAACUCCCCUGGUCACAGACUGGUAUCUUUCAGGACUGCCCCUCCAUGCACAGUCUCUGGUUGGUGGAGAACGGGUCUCCCCUUCAAUACACAAACUCCGGCAGCAUCGCCCGCUGGGGCGCACACAGUCUGCUCCCCUUCCCCAGAACGCCCAGGCCCUCCAGCAGUUAGUGAUCCAGCAGCAGCAUCAGCAGUUUUUGGAGAAACAUAAACAGCAAUUCCAGCAACAGCAACUGCACAUCAACAAGAUCAUAUCAAAACCCAACGAGCCAGCUCGCCAGCAUGAAAGCCACCCUGAGGAGACAGAAGAAGAGUUAAGGGAACACCAAGCCCUUCUGGAGGAGCCAUACAGUGAGAGAGUUGCGAGCCAGAAGGAGGCCCCAGGGUUGGCCAACAUGGUGCAAGUGAAGCAGGAACCCAUUGAGAGUGAUGAGGAGGAAGCAGAUCCACAGCAGGAGCUGGAGCCUGGUCAGAGGCAGGCUGAACAGGAGCUGCUCUUUCGUCAGCAAGCCCUCCUGCUGGAGCAGCAACGCAUUCACCAGCUGAGAAACUACCAGGCAUCGCUGGAGGCAGCUGGCAUGCCGGUCUCUUUUGGAGGACAUCGGCCUUUGUCCCGUGCACAAUCCUCACCUGCCUCAGCCACCUUCCCUAUGUCUGUACAGGAGCCACCCACUAAGCCAAGGUUCACAACAGGCCUUGUGUACGACACCUUGAUGCUGAAACAUCAGUGUACCUGUGGAAACACAAACAGCCACCCAGAACACGCAGGGCGAAUUCAGAGCAUCUGGUCCCGGCUCCAGGAGACAGGUCUCCGUGGCAAGUGCGAGUGUAUCCGUGGAAGAAAAGCAACUCUAGAGGAGCUUCAGACAGUUCACUCGGAAGCCCACACACUGCUGUACGGCACAAACCCUCUGAACAGACAGAAACUGGACAGCAAGAAACUUCUAGGUUCUCUAACGUCAAUGUUUGUCAGGCUUCCUUGUGGUGGUGUCGGGGUUGACAGCGACACAAUUUGGAAUGAAGUUCACUCAUCUGGUGCUGCUCGCCUGGCUGUGGGCUGUGUCAUCGAACUUGUUUUUAAAGUAGCCACCGGAGAAUUGAAGAAUGGAUUUGCUGUUGUUCGACCUCCAGGUCACCAUGCAGAAGAAAGCACACCCAUGGGUUUCUGCUACUUUAACUCCGUGGCAAUUGCAGCCAAGCUGCUCCAGCAAAGACUGAAUGUUAGCAAAAUUCUUAUAGUGGACUGGGAUGUACACCACGGAAAUGGUACUCAGCAAGCUUUCUACAAUGAUCCUAAUGUUCUUUAUAUUUCGCUACAUCGCUAUGAUGAUGGGAACUUCUUCCCAGGCAGUGGUGCUCCUGAUGAGGUUGGCACAGGAGCAGGAGUUGGCUUCAAUGUUAACAUGGCCUUUACUGGUGGCCUUGACCCACCGAUGGGAGAUACAGAAUACUUAACUGCUUUCAGAACGGUAGUAAUGCCUAUUGCCAAUGAAUUUGCCCCAGAUGUUGUGCUGGUGUCAUCUGGUUUUGACGCAGUGGAAGGCCAUCCUACACCGCUUGGAGGAUAUAAUCUAUCAGCAAAAUGCUUUGGGUACCUGACGAAGCAGCUGAUGGGCCUGGCCGGAGGUCGCGUCGUUCUGGCCCUCGAAGGAGGCCAUGACCUGACCGCCAUUUGCGACGCCUCAGAAGCAUGUGUUUCUGCUUUGCUGGGAAACGAGCUUGACCCUCUUCCAGAAAAGGUUUUCCAGCAGAGAGCAAAUGCUAAUGCAGUCCAUUCCAUGGAGAAAGUCAUCGAGAUACACAGCAAGUAUUGGCAUUCACUCCAGCGUUAUGCCUCCACAGUGGGGUACUCUUUGGUUGAGGCUCAGAAGUGUGAGAACGAAGAAGCAGAGACUGUAACAGCCAUGGCAUCUUUGUCGGUAGGCGUGAAGCCAGCUGAGAAGAGACCUGAUGAUGAACCCAUGGAAGAGGAACCUCCUCUGUAGCAUUCACCUUUGAGCUGGAGUUCUCCUGUUUGUUUGUCUUUGUCUUGAAGCUCUGCCAAGAAGCUUUCUCUUGUUACUCCUGCGUCCUGUCAUGGUUUUUUCCAGAAUACAGAAGGACAACCAGGUGUAAAACAAAGCAACCGAAAAAUCUCUCCAUAUCUAUAUGCAUCUACAGUAUAUACUUGCUGAAAAAGAAAAAUGCUGGUGAAGAGCAGUAAAGGACUGACAUGCUGGGCACUCUUCCUCUGAUCCUCACUUGGAGCUGAAAGGGGGAAUGACGCCCAUGAAGUCUUUGGCAGAGUUGCCAAAAAGUAGAAAUCAAAGAUUCAACACCACAUAUGAAAAUAAAACAAACAAACCUUAAUUUAAAACUGGUGCUUACAAUUUGAUUACCCACAAUUCAGCAAUCUCCGCUUGAACCACUCAACCCGUCUUGUAGUUUCAUUUCUUGGAUUUUUUAAGUGGCUCUUGCCUGCCUGUGAGUCAAAGACAUUCUUGUUGAAACCAGAACAAUGUGAAAUGGUGUAUUUUUAAUGGUGAAGGAAAGGGAAAGAGGACUAGUCUUAUAUCUAAA
Molecule: messenger RNA, 4279 nt
Organism: Rhea pennata
Lineage: Eukaryota; Metazoa; Chordata; Aves; Rheiformes; Rheidae
Gene: HDAC4
Product: histone deacetylase 4
Exons: 28
Coding region: 445-3705 (1086 amino acids)
Biological process (GO): negative regulation of transcription by RNA polymerase II
Molecular function (GO): histone deacetylase activity
Source: RefSeq, a predicted model, not a curated record